Maniola jurtina (meadow brown) is the source of this 2778-nucleotide messenger RNA. RefSeq lists its product as uncharacterized. The transcript has 12 exons. Bases 589 to 1554 code for a protein of 321 amino acids. Lineage: Eukaryota; Metazoa; Arthropoda; Insecta; Lepidoptera; Nymphalidae. The record is from RefSeq and is a predicted model, not a curated record.
UUUUGGUUAUUCGUUUGUGUUCUAUUGCCGGCGCCCUGCUUGAGCCAUUGAGCUUUGUUUAAUAUUUUAAUUUGAUUAUUGAUAUUCUUACCGCGUAAUAGAAAUUUUUCAAUUUUCAAACUAGUCAUAUACUCAAUGUAAACGUGAGUUAAAUACGGUGAUUGAUAAUUAUUAUCACUUAAAGAUAAAAAAUUGUGUACGUUCGUGCCCUUCAAAAUGGAGAUUCCGACCGUCGAUCGGGAGGUGAACACACGUGUUUUUGCGGUUGUUUGCACCCAUUUGAGACUUGGUGGUGGAAUUGGUGAGUAGGUGAUUGUUUAACAUCUGUGUAUAGAGGAAAAGGAGGUGAAAUGGAGUUGGAGUCCCUGAGGGAUCCUCCGGACUCGCAGGAACCAAUGGACCAGUCACAUCCCGGCCCUUCCCAAGAUCUAACAAAGGAUAGGAAAAGUCUCUCAAGAAAGGAAUCCAAAACCAACAAGCAAUUACCACGUUGUUUUCUCCACUGAAUCGACAUUGGCGGAAUUAUUGCGGAACACAAAGCCGCAGUACAAAGAGAAGAAAAGAAGAAGAAGUUCAUGUUUUAUAGCUAUGUAUUGGCAAGGCACAUGUUCAACUAGUGAAGAUUGUUCAGAUAGUGAAGUGGAAAUAUUUGGAUCAGAAGAAGAGACAAUUGACAGAAACUCAGCUGACGACAAACAAAAAAAAUUCUCUAGUUUAUCAACUUUUAAUAUCUCAAAAAAUGCUGAUGAAGAUGACUCUAUAGAUAUUUUCUUGCCUUUAAAUCAGGAAGCCUUGAAAGAAAACCGUAAUCUGUGUCCAAACGAAAAUGAAAAUCUAGAAAAUGGUCUAAAAAGAGCCAACUCUCAGGAAUUGGAAACUAAUAAAAGAAUAUUAUUAGCGUGUUCCGGAACAUCUGACUCAAGUGGGACCGGUCGUAGAUUGUGGAGAACAGAACGUCGCAAAUUCAAUUAUGGCAAUGGGACUUCCGAAUCGAGCGACUGGAUAUCAGAAUCUGGGUCUAAGCAUGUGUCGUCGCUACCGGCCUGGUUUGGCAGUAAGGGAAGGCCAAGAAAAUCUCCAUCACUUAGCGGAUCUGUGGAGGAUAACAACGCUGUGGUACAGAAUGGGCAAUCUCCUAAAAACAAUGUCACUUAUACGCGCGAAGACGAUGUAGAUCAAGACGUAGUUUUUUGGAAGCUGUCAUACUUUAAGGAAAUGAAAAAGACUGAAGAAUUGACAAAGUUGAUAAACCAGACGAAGGGAGAAGAGCAGCAAGGAGAGCAUAGUCGAGUUCCGCCAGAGCAGCCAACAUCAGCGCAGAACAGCAAUGCAAACGAGUCAGCCCUAACACCUGAAUCGAUAGAAAACAUUCCAGAAACUUCGCAGGUGCCACCACGCCCUCAACCACAUCCACCAAAGCAGACAGGCACUGUUAAGAUGAAAUUUAUUAAAAAGAAUGCGGAGGUGCAAAUACACGUAAAUGCCGACCCGUCUCAACUCGGCCCGAUCAUGGCGCGCGUGGCUCAACUGUUCCAAAUGGAACCAGAGCAGUAACGGCUAGCAGUGUGAGCGCCGAAACUGGCGCACUAGCGCCCGAGCGUGAAACGUGACAGAUCUACUCGGGCUAGUGAAUAAUAUGAAUGUUACCACAAAUAUGUCUCUCUUUCUAUGUUUACGUUUAGGUUUAGGUUUACGUUCAUGAUUUCUAGAUCAACAGGUUUACGAUAGGUUGGUCAUCUUUUUAUUAGGUGUGUGGUUGUGUGAGUGUGAGUGAACGUGUGCGUGUUUGAGCGUGUACGUGCGUGCGUAUGUCAAUGUCACAAAAAGUCUAAGGCGAAAUUGCAAAUAACUGUGUGUAUUUACACACAUGUAGAAUAUAAACCAAUCCACAUAAUAUGGAAGUGGUCCACUGAAUUGAGGCAUACCAAAGAGUGGGACUCCUACACAUACGAACGUUUCGCGCUUAGUUGCGUUCACAGAGUAUACCGCAGAUUUUAAACCUGAGCUAUCCAACAGUGAUAACCGUAUCGCAAACGGUCUAGUAGUUUUUAAGUGAUGCGCGAACAAAUAUACAAACUAACAAACAGAAUGACGCGAUAUAAAAAAAAUAUUCUGUUUCAGUAGCUUAUUGUAAGUACCCUAGACUAUUUUUUUUAUUCACUUUACAGACUUUUUCAUAAUAAUUGCUUUAUUACAUAUAAGUAGGUAUAGAUGUGGACCGCCCGUAUCCCUAAUUUAAUUUACGUUUUUUAAACAUUUCAUUUAUGCUGCGUUCUGCUAAGCAGACUAAUUUUCGAUGAGUUGAGUGGAUAUUCAAAAUAUUUUUUCCCCUUUUUUAUAAGAUUACACUUUACCUACUUUACCUUACCGUAAAAUAAAGCUAAUACUGGGUGCUUUCUAUGGUUCACGUUCGUCCGUUAGUUGUAUGGACCGAAUAAGUUUAAAAGUACGCUUGUUUGUAUUGCACACUUAACAAAUAGUGACAUUCCAAAAAAGUCGUGUUUUUUUAUCCAACUUGUUUCAGAUGGUCGUAUUUUUUUAAAUGUCCAAUACAAAUAGGCAUAGUUUGCAACUUAUUCGGUUUAUACGAACGACCGAACGAAUAUGAACCAUUGUGUAGGCACCCUGAUAAUAAUAUAUACUUUUUCUGUAAAACUUAAACUCAUACACAAUUAUGCAGAAUUGUGUAAGAAUUGAAGUUAAUAAGUCAGUACAUAAUAAAUUAAAUGUAAAUUAGUUUUGGUGGUAACUUAAUAAAAUAAAAACAAAUUUAAAAUA